GUCAGCGUCGGCCGGAAGCGCCCGCAGCGCAUGGGGCGCGGAGCGGCGGAGCGGCCAGAUAACGGGUGGCAAUGGCUGCUGUAUAUUCUGGCAUUUCCCUUAAGCUUAAGAGCAAGACGACUUCCUGGGAAGAUAAACUAAAGCUUGCUCACUUUGCUUGGGUUUCCCACCAGUGCUUCCUUCCAAAUAAAGAACAAGUUUUACUUGAUUGGGCAAGACAGUCGUUGGUUGCAUUUUAUAAGAAAAAACUUGAACUGACGGAAGAUGUUGUUGAAAGGCUUUGGGCCUAUGUAGAUAACAUUCUACAUAGCAGAAAAUUGCAGAAUCUUUUCAAGAAUGGAAAGACAAUCAAUCUUCAGAUCUCCCUCGUCAAGAUCAUCAAUGAGAGAAUAGCUGAGUUCUCUCUUUCAGGAUCCCAAAGAAACAUCUCUGCUGUCCUGAGCAGCUGCCGGGGCAUCCUCUCGACGCCUGCCCUGGCUGUCAUCUAUACGGCCAAACAAGAACUGCUGGUGGCCUUGCUGAGCCAGCUGUGCUGGUCAGCCUGUAGGCAGCCAGAGGGAGCUGUGGCAGCCCCACUACUUGAGGUCAUUCACCUGGCCCUGGGCCACUACCUCUUGAUUCAGCAGCAGCAGGCCAACCCCAGACGUGUCUUUGGGGAAAUGACCGGGCACCUGCUCCAGCCCUGCCUGAUCCUGAGGCACCUUCUCUCUGGGGGUACAUGGACACAGGCUGGCCAGGGCCAGGUGCCCCAGGUGCUCAGCCGGGAAGUCAGGAGUAAGCUUGAGGCUGUGCUUCGAGGGGGAGUUUUUCAGCCUGAUAUGCUCUCUUCCUACACAGAGGAGCUCCUGGGCCAGCAGCAAAGAGACACAAAGAUCGGGACCCCAAAGAGUCUUCUCACUCCCCUGGACACAGUGGUGACCAGACUGCUGGAUGCUGGCCACUGUGAACUGCACCUUCAUGCCACCAUUGUGGCCACCUCGGUCGCUGUGUUGUACAGGCUCUUUCUGGAUUCUUACCUCAAGGAGGGAAACCAGUUUCUCUGCUUCCAGGCUCUCCCCAGGCUGUUUGGCUGCCUGCGAAUUUCACACCUUCAAGAGGAGCCAGGGAAAGCCAUGUCCAUACCAGAUUGGACCACAGAGCUUCUGGUAGUGGAGCAGCUGCUGAGCUCCGUGGCUAGCAGCAGCAUCUACAAUGUGGCCACUGACAGGAUCCGACAUGGGGAGGCGCAGUUCCACUUCUACCGCGGGGUGGCUGAGCUGUUGAUAAACCACCCACAAGCACCUGUGCCAGCCUGGUUCCGCUGCCUCAAGAUUUUGAUAUCUCUCAAUCAUUUGAUUUUGGAGCCAGAUCUGGAUGACCUGUUGUCUUCAGCUUGGAUUGAUGCAGAAGUAACAGAGUUUCGAACCAAAAAAGCCCAGGAGGUGCUUAUUCACACCCUCUUCCAGACAUAUGCCAAACUCCGACAGGUGCCACGGUUGUUUGAGGAGCUUUUGGGAGUGAUCUGCCGCCCAGCUGCAGAGGCACUGAGGCAGCCUGUGCUGGCUGCGGGCCCCUCUGCUGCACUCUGCGCAUGCCUCCUGGAACUGCCACCAAGUCAGGUCCUGGACAUGUGGUCCCUUGUGCUGGACAAGUUCCAGUCUUUAAUCCUACCCUGUUUGCAAAGUGAUGUUGACAUGGCUCUGAAGUCCUUGUCCCUCAGCUCACUGCUACACUGCGUCAUGUUCAACAUGCCCAGCCUGGACAGUAGCACACCCCUGCCUGUCAUCCGGCGGGCACAGUGUAUGAUGGAGAGGGUGCUGGGAGAGCUCGUGAAGCCCCUUCUGGCCUUUCUGCUGGACACCCCAGGCCCAGAGUCUGAGCUGUGGCUACAGAAGGUGAGUGACUCUGCACUCCUGCUCUCUUAUACCUGGGCCCAGGUGGAUGCCAUGCUCAGUUUGAACUGUGGCCAGUAUUGCUCUGUGGCUGGGACCCAGCUGGAGAUCUCCAACUAUCCUUCAUUACUCCCAGGUGUGGAAGCACGGCUUUGGAAGAAGGUCGAGAAGUUUACAGCCCAGUCCAGAUCUCUUGGUAGAUAUUGCUUGGAACAGCUCUACCUGCAGAGAAUGAGAAGGACACUAAUGCAGACUAGCUCCCAGUCCGAGCAAGUCCUCCAGACUUUGAGGUGUGAUGCUGCCUAUAUUCUUGGUUCUGGCAGGGGCAGCUUGAGUUUAAGGAUGACAGCUUCCUGGGACGGGCAGGUAGGAACAGUGAGUGCAUCUACAUAUCCUGCAGCACACUGGCAUUUGUUAGUGUCAAACCUCCCAAUAUUAAUACCCUACUUAUGUCUGGAUGACGUCAGAUACCUGGCCAGGGUCCUGUUAAGAACUUUGCCAACCAGCCAAGCCCAGGGAGCCUCUGCAGAUGAAGAGCCAUCCAUUACACUUGAGCGAGUGUCCACAUCCCUCCUUCACAGCCCUCUCUUUCCAGAGGUGCAGUCCCUCCAUUCUGCCUUCCUGAGGUGCGUAGCUACAAGGUGUUCCAGUAUUCUGUGCUCCGGUUCCCAGAGUGGCCCGGGUUCUCUCAGCCAGCAGUUACCCUGGCUUUUGGAAAAGGACCACACAGUUAUGGCUCACUGGGAAUCCAGAUUUGCAAAAGUUGGACCUGAAGGUGUAGAACCAAGAGGAGAAAUUGCCCAGAACUUUCUGUCCCUGCUCAAGAGUGACUUUCCGAUCCAGCUGGAGGAUGAACAGUUAGGAGACCUCCUGGGGCUUCUGAACAUUAUUUCUGCUCUGCACCUGGACAGCCUCUUGCCACCCCAUCAUCUGCAUUACUUUCUUUUGCUACUGACCAUGGCUGUCAGCACACAGGGGCGUUCCUGUUCCUCCCUGGCCCUCCAGUUCCUGACGACCUGCUACCAGCUUCUUGCUUGCCUGCAGAGGGGAAGGAAUGCCCGCUGUGUGUUCAGGGUCAUGUACGUCAGUGAUAUUUUUGAGAUUGUGCUAACCUCGUUGCUGCCAACCAGUGGUGGAUUCUGCCUUGAGGUGGAUGACCCCUCUUGGCUGCAGUUCCUCCAGGUGGUAGGGUCAUUCUUGGAGCAGCUAAUGCAGAUGCUCAUCCAGAGCAGACUGAGCUUGGUGCUCAAUUUUGGGAAAAUCACCACAUUCCUCUCAAGGUGUAAAUUGCACACUGAGGCAGCUUUCAGUGAGCAGUUGGAAAACCAGAGCCCUCUGGGCAGCCAGCUGCUUCUGGUGUGUCUAACCAAGUUGUGCCAAGUCCUGGGGCCUCUUGUCAAGGACCGGAGGCAGCUGCAGGAGGCACCAGCAUCACUGCCCGAGUUGCUGCAGCAGGCUAUGCUGCAGAUGGCCACUGGUCUGCAGCCAUGCUUGGUGCCAGGGACCAGGGGCCACUGCCUGCCCUCAGCCCUCCUCUCAGCUGUUGCCACACUUUUGGAAGUGGACCUAAGCCAGCACCCAGAUUGGGUUGGGAUUUCACAAGGGAUGGACAGAGUAGUGCCCACCAACGCUGCCCUCUACCAGAGUGUUUACUCCCGACUGCUGUUGGAGUUGCCAGCCCUGGCAAGGGACACUCUGUCUUUCCAGGCAGCUUUGCAGUUUCUAACUCUGUUCUUUUCGGCCCCUGCACUCCAUCCCCCAGAAGGACCUGUUUUUGUCUCCAUACUUCAUGCCGUGAGGACAGUUCUUGCAGAUCCUGCCAUCCCUGCUCUGGCUGCCCAGGACAUUGAGCCUCACUUGGGAGCCCUAUUCACCCAGAUGUUGGAGGCUGGGACGAUGGAGGACUUUGGGCUGGUGGUCCAGUCUGUUCUCCAGGGACUGGACAUCCGUCAUGUGUGGACGGCAGACAUGCAGGCUGUUUUGUGUGCUGUUGGAUUGCUCAAGCUGCUACUAAGCUGCCCGCUCAGUGGAGAGAAAGCGAGCCUGUUGUGGCGUGCAUGUCCCCAGAUAGUCUCGGCUCUGACGCUGCAAAGCCGAGAGGCUUGUCAGGAGCGGCCCGUGGUCCUCACAGUGGUUGAACCUGUUCUAGAUGUCCUGGCUCUCCUGCUGCGGCAGGGCGAGGAGGCCAUCAGCAACCCCCACCACGUCAACCUGGCCUUCAGUAUCCUGCUGACAGUCCCUCUGGAUCACCUGAGGCCACCAGAGUAUGGCAGAGUCUUCUUGGGGCUACACAAUGUGCUCUUCUCCAUCCUGCAGUGUCAUCCAAAGGUGGUGCUGAAGGCCAUCCCGUCUUUCCUGAACUCCUUCAACAGACUGGUGUUCUCAGUUAUGCAUGAAGGGCGGCAGAAAGACAAAGGAUGUGCGGAUGACCUGCCGGUGAUCCUGGAGUGUGCGCGCUUGGUGGAGCGCAUGUAUAGCCACAUUGCCGUGCGGUCCGAGGAGUUCACCACGUCGUCCCCCUUCCUAGUGGCCCAGUACGUGACGGAGGCGCAAAAGGUGACCUUGUACCCCGCUGUGAAGGACCUACUGCAGGAGGGCAUCUACCUCAUUCUGGACCUAUGCAUUGAGCCUGAUGUCCAGUUCCUCCGAACCUCACUACAGCCAGGGGCCAGAGACGUCUUUAAAGAACUGCAUAGUGACUACCUCCGGUACCACAAAGCCAAGAAUGAAGGAGAGAAGAGGUACACUGCCUAGGCCUCGCAACACAGUGACUACCUCAGGGACCACGAAGCCGAACAUGCAGGAGAUCAGAUAUACCACCUGGGCCACAUGGCACAGCGCCCUCGGAGAGCCUGGGCAGCAUAGCCUUGAAGCCUCAGCAGUGUGGAGGGUGAAGGCCCUGAAUGUCCUGGUGCCGUGUUGAUCUGUGGAAACUCUGUAUUUUUACAUCAUGUUUUUUUAAAUAUAUCUUCUGUGUGGUUCA
Molecule: messenger RNA, 4854 nt
Organism: Marmota flaviventris (yellow-bellied marmot)
Lineage: Eukaryota; Metazoa; Chordata; Mammalia; Rodentia; Sciuridae
Gene: Urb2
Product: URB2 ribosome biogenesis homolog
Biological process (GO): ribosome biogenesis
Cellular component (GO): nucleolus
Source: RefSeq, a predicted model, not a curated record